AUGGCCGCUGUUCGCUUGCAGGCCUCAUCAUCAGUUGGGCGCACCAACGUUCACUACACGUUUCACGCUACAUCGUGCUUGGAUCCGUGUAGGAAAAGGAAGCUCCGCUCUGACUUGGCGAAAUGUGUUAUUUGCAUUCGCUCUCGAGCUCGGCCGUCCAACCAAGUGAUGGCUCCUCUCCCAGUAGCGCGUGUCACUCCUAGCCGGCCCUUUUCAAAGACCGGAUUAGAUUAUGUGGUACCCUUCCAAAUACUAUCUGCUAAGGGCAGAGGCAUUCGUUCAACCAAAGGCUACAUAGUUGUCUUGGUAUGCUUCGCUACCAAAAUGCUGCAUCUCGAACUCGUUGGCGACAUGACAACCGACAGCUUGAUGGGUGCUUUAACGAGAUUAUUCAGUCGCAGAGGCAAGCCCUCUGAGAUGUGGAGCGACAACGGCACGUAUUUCCAUCGGGCCGAUUUCGAGUUACGGGUGGCUUUCGAAUCUGCGCAGCUGGAUUGGACAGGUCUAUCUGGAUCACUGGCGAUACAAGGGGUAACAUGGCACUUUAUCCCCCCAGAAGCUUCCUCACUUUGGAGGCAUCUGGGAAGCCGAGGUCAAGCUGGUUAA
Molecule: messenger RNA, 606 nt
Organism: Belonocnema kinseyi
Lineage: Eukaryota; Metazoa; Arthropoda; Insecta; Hymenoptera; Cynipidae
Exons: 1
Coding region: 1-606 (201 amino acids)
Molecular function (GO): nucleic acid binding
Source: RefSeq, a predicted model, not a curated record